CUGUCAGUCUCAGUCGUCGCAUAAAUAAACAUCCAGUUUACUUCUCGCUAGUGUUAGUACUUAAUAAAAUAUACUUGCUGAACGAAUCAGUUUCUUGACGUGUGCUUCUUGCAAAAUCUCGUCCGUGGAAUGGUGAAAUCUAGAGUAAGCAGUGCUCUGGCUUAUCAGUCUACAACAUUCUGUCAAUUGGACUGUGGACCUCGUCAUUGAGUCAUACCUAUGUCCUAACAACAACUAUCCGCCGUUAUUAGUAUUGUAAAUUCAACUCCCAACAAUUUACCCUUUCGAUCACAUCCUUCUUAUUCGAAAUAGAUUUCUGUGAUAAUUGAAAAUGGCUCGAGUUCUAGUGGGUGUGAAACGAGUGAUUGAUUAUGCAGUGAAGAUACGUGUGAAGCCAGACAAAAAGGGUGUGGUGACAGAUGGCGUAAAGCAUUCACUUAAUCCUUUCGAUGAAAUAGCCGUUGAAGAGGCUGUACGGAUGAAAGAGAAGAAACUUGCGUCUGAAGUAAUUGCUGUAUCUUGUGGUGGUCCUCAAGCGCAGGAAACUUUGCGAACAGCUUUAGCAAUGGGCGUUGACCGUGGAAUUCAUGUCGAAGUGUCCCCAGCUGAGUUUGACACAGUGCAGCCGAUUCAUGUAUCCAAAAUUCUGGCUAAAUUAGCACAAGAUGAAAAAGCAGAUGUCGUAAUCGUCGGUAAGCAAGCUAUCGAUGAUGAUUCUAACCAAACAGCUCAAAUGGCCGCAGCAUACCUAAACUGGCCGCAGGCAACAUUUGCAUCCAAAAUAGAGAAGACUGAUGGCGAACUCACCGUAACAAGAGAAAUAGAUGGUGGUUUAGAAACAAUUAAAGUUAAAUUACCUGCUGUAAUUAGUGCUGAUCUAAGACUGAAUGAGCCUCGUUAUGCGACUCUCCCAAAUAUCAUGAAAGCAAAAAAGAAACCUAUAAAAAAGGUAACAGCCAAAGACUUAGGAGUUGAUCUCGCUCCCAGGAUUGAAAUAAUAAGCGUAGAGGAUCCACCAGUAAGACAAGCAGGCUCAAUCGUCGAAGAUGUCGAUACUCUAGUCAACAAACUGAAGGAGAAAGGUCAUUUUUAAAAAAAAUUUAUGGACGCAGCAAACCAUGACUCCUACAUCUUUUAAAACUCUGCCCUUAGUAAUGCUCUGAAUGGCAGUAAAAGUAAUAGCGGAUGAGGAAGGUUUUCUUCUUAUUUGCAACCUACUUGUUUGCCUAUGCAGUCAGUUUCUCUCCAUUGGAAAUGUUGUUGUUUUUUAGAAUAUGUUUUAUUUUUAUUGCAUCAUUAUUAGAACUGUAAGUACCUCUUUGUACCACUCCUCCUUCUUUACCUGAUAUCCAUCAUCUAUCUUUGGGUCUUUCAAAAGUAAUAGAGAUAUAUUUUAUUGGUUAAUUUUUAUAAUCUAUUCAUACAUUCAAAGACAACCUUUUUAUUGGAAUAAAUCUCGUUUGUCUUCUG
Molecule: messenger RNA, 1470 nt
Organism: Bemisia tabaci
Lineage: Eukaryota; Metazoa; Arthropoda; Insecta; Hemiptera; Aleyrodidae
Gene: Etfb
Product: Electron transfer flavoprotein beta subunit
Biological process (GO): amino acid catabolic process; fatty acid beta-oxidation using acyl-CoA dehydrogenase
Cellular component (GO): mitochondrion
Molecular function (GO): electron transfer activity
Source: RefSeq, a predicted model, not a curated record